Molecule: messenger RNA, 8436 nt
Organism: Prorocentrum cordatum
Lineage: Eukaryota; Dinophyceae; Prorocentrales; Prorocentraceae
Source: the annotation of a GenBank genome assembly
AUGGUCGCCGCGGGAGCGGGGCACACCGUGCUGCUCCGCAGCGGCGGCUCGGCUGUGGCCCGCGGCGACAACAUGCACGGCCAGUGCGACCUUCCUGCGCUGGCUGCGGGCCAGGCGUACACGCACGUCGCCGCGGGGAUGUCGCACACCGUGCUGCUCCGGAGCGACGGCACCGCCGUAGCCUGUGGCAGCAACAGGUACGGCCAGUGCAGUCUCCCCGCGCCGGGUGCCGGUCAGACGUACACGCGCGUCGCUGCGGGAGCGUGCUACACCGUUCUGCUCAGGAGCGACGGUGCGGCCGUAGCCUGCGGCGACAACAUGCACGGCCAGUGCGAUCUCCCCGCGCUGGAUGCUGGUCAGUCGUACAGAGACGCUGCUGCGGGGAUGCACCGUACGGUUCUGCUCAGGAGCGACGGCGCGGCCGUGGCCUGCGGCGACAACAGGUACGGACAGUGCAACCUCCCCGCGCUGGCUGCUUGUCAGAAGUAUAGCAAUGCUGCCGCUGCAGGAUCCCACACCGUCCUCCUCCGGAGCGACGGUGCGGCCGUGGCCUGCGGAGACAACAGGCACGGCCAGUGCAACCUCCCCGCGCUUGCCUCCCGUCAGACGUACAAACACGUCGCUGCGAAAGCGGGACACACCGUUCUCCUAAGGAGCGACGGCACUGCCGUGGCCUGUGGCGACAACAGGUACGGCCAGUGCAACCUCCCGGCGCUGGUUGCUGGCCUGAAGUGCAGAGACGUUGCCGCGGGGGGGGCCCACACCGUUCUGCUCAGGUGCGACGGUACGGCCGUGGCUUGCGGCCACAACAAGUUUGGCCAGUGCAACCUCACCGCGGUGGUCGCGGGUCACACCUACAUGCCGAAUCUGGUCGGCCGGCUGGACUCCGAGAAGGCAGAGCUUCAGCAGGAAGCAAACGCUGCGGCGGAGGCCAGUGCUGCGGAGCUGCAACAGAAGACCGACGCCUUCGUUGAUGCCACGGCGGAGGAUGAGGCUCUGCGAGCGCGGCUCGGCAUGUUGCAAUCCGAAAAAACGGAGCUUCAGCAGCAGUCCAAUGCUGCGUCCGAGGUCAAAGCCAUGGAGGAGGCGCUGGCAGCGCAGAUCAGCAGACUGAAAUCCGAUAAGAGUGAGAUCGAAGAGAUGGCAACGGCCAGGGAGGAGGCGCUAGCAGCGCAGGUCAGCAGGCUAGAGUCCGAGAAGUCGGAGCUCCAACAGGCGGCCAGCGCGUGUGCUGAUGCCGAGGUUUUGCGAGCGCAGCUCGGCAUGCUGGAAUCCGAGAAGAUGGAGCUGCAGCAGCUGGGCAGCGCCGCUUCCGAGGCCAACGCCGCGGAGGAAGCGCUGGAAGCGCGGGUCAGCGGGAUGGAGUCCGAGAAGCAUGAGCUCCGGCAGCAGGCCGAGGCUCUCGCCGAAGCUGCGGCGGCAGAGGAAGCGCUGCGGGCGCAGCUCGGCAGGCUGGAGGUCGACCAGUCGGAGCUGCUGAAGCGGCAUGCCGACGCCACAGCCGAGGCUGAGGCCAUGGAGGAGGCGCUGGCAGCGAAGGUCAGAGGGCUGGAGGCCGAUAAUGCGGAGCUGCAGCGGCAGGUCAGAGCCUUGGAGGACGCGCUGGCGGCGCACCUCAGCAGGCCGAACCCCGCAGAGUCGGAGCUCCAGCAGACGUCCGACGCAUGCGCGGAGGCCACGGCGGCGGCGAAGGCGUUGCGGGCGCAGCUCGGCAGACUGGAGGACGACCAGGCAGAGUCCCAGCAGCAGGCCAGUGUCAUUGCCGUUGCCACGGCUGCAGAAAAAGCGUUGGGAGCGCAGAUUGGCAGGCUCGGGUCCGAGAAGGCGGAGGGGCAACUGACGGCCAUGGCCAGGGAGGAGGUGUUCGCAUCGCAGGUCAGCAGGCUGGAGGACGAGAGGGCGGAGCUACGGCAAACGGCCAACGCAUGCGCUGAGGCAAAGGCCAGGGAGGAAGUGAUGGCAGCGCAGAUUAGCAGACUGGAGUCCGAGAGAGCGGAGCUGCACCAGAAGGCCGACGCCUGCGCUGAGGCCAUGGCGGCGGAGGAGAUUCUGCGAGCGCAGCUCGGCACGCUGGAAGACGACGGGGCGGAGCGCCAACGUCACGAGGAGGCGCAGGCGACGAAGGUCGGCGAGCUGGAGGCCGAGCAGGCGAAGCUGCGACAGGAGGCCCGUGCCAGGGAGGAGGCACUCGCAGGGCAGCUGCAGCGCCGGGCCGACGCGCGCGCCGAGGCCGCGGCGGCGGCGGCGCCGCAGCCGCCGCCCGGCGGGCCGCGGGCCGCUGGGGCGGCCAGGCCGGCGCGGGGCGGAGGCGAUUUCCUGGACGACGAGGGCGCGGGGCCUGAGCAGCAGGGCGGUGCCGCGCCGGAUGCCAGGGCCGCGGAGGAGGAGGCGCUGGCGGCGCCUGCCGGCAGGCGGCAGUCCGAGGGGGGCGGGGCCCCACCAGCGACGGCGGAGGCGGAGGCCGCGAAGCCGAAGCUGACGCGGGGCACGACGAGGCGCAGGGUGGGCGUCGCGACAGAGAGCAUCGACAGCGGCAGGGUCAAGACUUACGUCAAGCCCGUCUUCGCCAAGGACCGGGAGACCAUCACGAGGCUCGAGGCCAAGCUGAGGGAGGACCCACAGAUGCAGGUGCUGUUUGGCCACCUGGACCCCACGGGCCUCCGGGACGUCGUGAACGCAUUCCAGCCCAAGGAGAUCCUGGAAGGAGUUGAUAUCCAGCUGCUCACGGGAGACCCGGGCGACUGCCUCUACUUCAUCAAGGAUGGCAGCGUCGACGUCUUCGUGGCGAGGCCCGGCCCCGCGGGCGUGGCCGCGGCCGGCGGCAGGGGCCCGAAGGUCACCACGCUGGGCAGCGGCGCGCUGUUCGGGGAGCUGGCGCUGCUGUACAACACCCCUCGGGCGGCGACGGUCACGGCCGCGUCGGAGAGGGUGGACACCUGGCGACUGGACGCCCUGGACUUCAAGAUGCUGCGCAUGCAGUCGAGCCAGGAGCAGUACGAGAAGUACGAGGGCUGGCUGUCGAAGGUGGAUCUGCUCAAGACGCUGAACCACUACGAGCUCUCCAGGCUCGCCGACGCCAUGGAGAGCCACAGGUUCUCGCCGGGAGACACCAUCAUCCGGCAGGGCGACAUGGGCGACAGGUUCUUCAUCCUGGAGUCGGGGUCUGCCGCGGCGUACAUGCAGGGUGACGACGGCGAGAAGGAGGUCCACCGGUACAGCACCACGGGCGACUACUUCGGGGAGGUCGCCCUCCUGACGGCGGAGCCCCGCAGGGCCACGGUCCGAGCCGUCGCGGAGGGCUGCACCGCGGCGUCGCUGGUCGCGUCCGACUUCGCGAACCUGCUGGGCCCGCUGGGCGACAUGCUGAGGGAGCAGGCGGACAGGUCCGCCACGGGCGACAGCGAGACUCUCCCGCCCGAGGCCGCCGCCGCCUUGGGCCCGCGGGCUGCGGGGCGGCCGUGGGAGAGGCUGCCGCUGGCCUGUCUCGUGGCAGCCGGUGCCCCGUGCAGGCUCGCGCGCCCCGAGAGCGCGGGCACCUGGCGGGGAGAGUGGGCAGCUCCGGGGCCGCGCAGGAUCGAGUGCGCCGUGAGGGUGAGCCCUCGCCGCGGUGACCUCCCGGUGCGGGCCCAGGGGCUCCCGCCAGCGCUGGCUGCCUGCGCACCGGCCCCGGGGCUGCCGCGCGCAGGUGUGAGCUGCUCUGACCUCUGGCCGACCGGCUUCCCUCCGAGCUGGGGCAGGCCCGCGGGCUGCGGGGCGGCCGUGGGAGAGGCUGCCGCUGGCCUGUCUCGUGGCAGCCGGUGCCCCGUGCAGGCUCGCGCGCCCCGAGAGCGCGGGCACCUGGCGGGGAGAGUGGGCAGCUCCGGGGCCGCGCAGGUCAGCAGGCCGGCGUGCACGCCCGCGGCCGCGGCGACGGCGAGGAGGGCGCUGCCGGUGCAGCUCGGCGGGCCCGAGGGCGAGGGGGAGGAGCUCGGCGCAGCAGCAGCCGCGGCCGGGGCCGAGGACGAGGCCGAGGCCGAGGCGGAGGUCAGGGCGGAGGCGCCGGCAGCGCAGGCGGAGGAGAAGGCAGAGCUUCCACAGCGGGUCGAUGCCGUGGCCGAGCUAUCCGUGUCGAGGACCCACUCAAGGAGGCAGCCGGGGCAGCGCUUCCCGGACCAGGCCGUGGUGUCCUUGAGCUCCGCGGGCAAGGAGCGGUCGGAGCCCCUCCGCGCUCCGUCGGGGCUGCCGGUCAUGAGGAUGCGUUCUUCCUCCUCCGACGCCACGGCCGAGCACAGGAAGACGUGCGUGCCAGUCCUCCACCCGGAGCAUCCCAGACUGUUGAUGUGGAAUUUUGUUGGUGUCGUGUUCUUGGUGUACAUCGUGUUCAUGCUCCCUUACGAGCUGUCCUUCGGGGCCUGUGAGAGCCGGGCGUUCUUCGUUGUGGCUUCCAUCGUGGACGUGUAUUAUAUUCUCGACAUGGUCGCCUCGUUCCUAACGGGAUACGAGGACGAUGAGACCAAAGAGAUCGUCAUGGACCCCUGUAGGAUUGCGAGCAGAUACUUGAGGUGUUGGUUCUAUCUAGAUUUUCUGGCCGCCAUACCGUGGGACUGGAUGGACUCGUCGCGCAUGCCCUACUUGCAGUCGUCCAAGGCGCUGCGGGCACUUCGCAUCGCGCGCGUCGUGCGGUGCGCCCGCCUGUUCCGCCUGGGCCUGCUGGGCAGCCGCCUGGAGAUGUUUAUCGAGGAGAACCCCGGCCUGGGUUUCGCUUUGGGCGUGUUGAAGGUACUCUUCCUGCUGGUAUUUGUCACGCACUGCUCUGCGUGCGUGUGGUUUCUCAUCGGGUCGUUGGACGGUGGCGAGCUCAGCUGGGUGAACAAGCAUCUCGACAAUGACAUUGAUUCAUCCAAGGCGUACGUGUACUCGCUGUAUUUCACUCUGACAACGAUGACUACCGUUGGCUAUGGCGACAUCGUCGCAACGAAUUUCAACGAGGUGUGCUUCGUCCUGCUUCUGCUGCUCUUGGCCUCGGUCGUCUUCGCAUCGCUCAUGGGCGAGCUCACAGACCUGAUACGCGCCCUCAACAGGAAGUCGCACAACCUGGGCGAGCACAAGCAGAAGCUGGCCCAGUACAUGCGCUGGCGCCGGCUGCCGAAGGCGGUGGCCAUCCCUCUUCGGGCCCACCUGGUGUGGCUCUGGGAGACGGGGGCGGGCUACGACGACUACGAACAGGAGGUCAAGGGCUGCCUGUCCCCGGUGCUGAGGCGAGAGCUCGCCUACCACAUCUACGGGCGCAUGCUUCGCAACGCCCCCUUCCUGCAGUGGAUACGCAUGUACGAGCCGUGCCUGAAGGAGAUGACGGUGCUGCUGUCCUCAGGUUUCCUCUCCCCCGGAGACAAGCUCUUCCGGGUCGGCGAGCCCAACGACCAGAUCUUCAUGAUGCAGAGCGGGCAGGUGCGCCUCACGAUGAACGACAGCAUCCACGACACGGCCCCUCAGCAGCAGAGCGCUGACCUCGCCUACGAAGGGGUGCGCAAGGCUGACCUCACCCGGAAGGCGGCCAGCGUGAUGCGCGCGGCCUCCCGAAGCAGCAGCAAGACGUCUGUGCGCACGGCGGCGGACGAGAACGCCUCGAGGUCGAUGGUGCUCCAGGCCUUCCACGUCAGGAAGGCCGUCACGGAGUUCGAUGCGGCCGGCGGGGCGAAGACGAAGCAGGCGUCGCGCGCCUGCACCUUCAGCUCGGAGGUCUUCAGACUGGCCACGAAGGAGCUCCGCGAGCACGAGGCCCGGCUGUCCUGGUGCGCCCGGAUGAUCCAGACGUCGUGGCGGAAGCGCAAGAACGCCAGCCGCAGCAACUCUCCGCGCCGACCGCGGGCUGGCACGGCCCACAGCGCGGUGCAGACCACACCGAUCAGCGCCCCCGCCUACUUCGGAGAGGCUUGCCUUUGGCACCCCAUCGGCGACUGGGAGACCAGUGCGCCCGACACGUUCGCGUACUCGGCCAGGUGCGAAUCGCAGGUCGAGGUGGUCUACAUGAAGCGCACGGUGGUGAAGGCGAUCCUCGACAAGUUCUCGCCGUGGCUGGAGGACCGCUUCGAGGUCUUCCGCCAGGCCGUGGUCAGGGGGCUGCCGACCAAGGAGGCGGCCGCGGGUGCCCCGCCUGUGCUGUCGGAAGGCUCCGGCGCCCAGUGGCCGCCGGCCGCCGCCUCCGACCGGGACGGCCCCCCGACGCUGCCGCCAAGGCCUCGGCAGGCACUGCUGGACGGCCAGCCCGUGGAGCCCCCAGCGCCGCAGGCGGGGCCUGGAGUCGACUGGAACGCCGCCUGGAACCUCCAGGCCUGGAACAGGUGCCCUGGGGAGCGCCUCGUGACCUGCGUCGCCAUCGGCGGCCCUACGAGCGGCUCCGUCCGGCUGAAGCACGCGAGCUCCGUCAACGCGGAGUGGGACGGCACCGGUAGCUACGAGGAGGCGGCUGUGUUGGCGGGCAGCCCAGCGGCGGGGGCUGCCUUCGGUGCCAUUUCGGCGGCUAUCGAGAUGGGCGUCUCGACCAAGUGCUUGACGUCGCUCGUGGCUGCUGCAGUUCGAGGCGCUGUUCAAGGCGCCGCGGCUACGGCGGCCGCAGAGGACAAGAUCGACCCGCUCGACGAGGUGCAGGCUGUCGUCAACCUCGUGGGCGACAUCGCGGGCGUGGAACGGACGGUCAAGGACGCCAAGGAGGUCCUGUCUAGCCUGGGGGCUCCUGGCCGUGCCGUGGCGGGCAGGCUGGGGCGAGCCUCCAGGUACCGGAACGCGACUGCGCACCCGGCGUGCGCCGGCCUCGCCGCGGCGGCGGGCCAGGUCAUCGCCAGUGCCGGACCACAGUUGAAGCAGGGCCUGAUGAAGAAGAACUCGUCCAUCGAGAGUUCGACCGACGUGCCCGAGAGCGAGGACGGCGCCCUGGUCGGCUCGGUGGCGGCCGACAUCGAGGUGAAGCCGUUGAAGGAGCUGUCGAAGGGCACGGCCGAGACGGCUCAGCAGCUGCAGCAACAGUUCACGGACCUGCAGCUCAAGAUGGAGGAGGCUUCGAAACUGCUCGGCGUGUACCGCGUGCAGUCCGAGGACAGUAACAACCUACAGACUGAUGCUAAGGAGGCGGAGAAGGUCGAGACCCUGACGGAGUACGAGCUUUGCCUCGUGGACUCGGCCAUGCAGAAGGCGCUCGAGAUCGGUUGGGAGUGUACGGACGAGCUGCGCAGCCAGUUCGUGGACAGGGUUCUCCAGCGGGAGCGCGGCUACUGCACGGUGCGUGAGCCCGCGAAGGGCUUCUUCCUCACCGGCUCAAGCAUCGAGGACCUCAACGGCAUAUAUUGCCACGUUAAGUUGAGUUCGCUGCUGUUCGAAAGGCGGCCGCAGAUCGCCUACAGGAACGAGCGCACGGGCUGGUUCAUGGUACUGCAGGCGGAAUGGCACGAGUGCGGGGAGGACGAGUACGAGUCUGCCGCAGAGGAGGAGCAGCAGCUGCAUGAGGCCGCGGCCGCUCGGGCUCCCGGCGGUGACCGCGCGGCGGAGGAGCCCGCGAGCACCGGUGCCCUGGCACGGCGGCCGACCGACGAGGAGGACGACGAGGACGAGCUGCCGUGGCAGGUGAUCGCAGUCCUCGACUUCGGGGUGCUGAACGACCUCCGGCGGGCCUUCCGGUACCACGAGCGCCAGAUCGACGAGGCGUUGCGCGGCGUGAACCUGCCGCAGCCCGGCCCCGCCAGCCUGGAGGGCUGCAGCAGACCCGGCGCCUGGGUGUUCAAGGUGGUCCGCCCGGGGGGCGUGGACGUGCGCUCCGGGCCCUCGCCGAGGGCGCGGUGCCGCGGCCACGCGGAGGAGGGGGAGUACCUGCGCGCGGCCGAGCGCUGCGGCCGGUGGCUGCGCCUGGCCGCCCGAGAGGGCGCCGAGCGCGCCGACCGCGGCGCGGCGGACUGGGUGCUCCUCGAGGACGCCGGCGGGAGGGCCCAGCUGGAGCCCGUGGACGCCGCGAGCACAGGAGACCUCUCCGUGCCUGCGGACGAGGGCCAAGCGGAGAUGUUCGACCGGCCCUUCGAGCCUCGCCUGAGGGGGCCAGAGGAGCAGCCGGCCGCGGAGGGCGGCGACGCCGACGCAGAGGCCGAGGGUGACCGCCUGGACAUGCAGGCCGUGGAGAGGGCGGAGGAGGCCGCCGCGUCGCCGCCGCCGCGCCUGGCCGCGGGCAUGGAGGUGCUGGUGCGCGACCUGUGGGGCGCUGGCCUGGACGGCAUGGAAGGAGUGGUGGUGGCGCCGCCCGUGCACGGGCGCUGCCAGGUGAACGUCCGCGGGCGGCCCACGUGCACUGUGCAGGCGGCCAUGCUGCUGCCGAGGCCCGCGCAGGCGCCCGAGGGCUGCCGCGUCGCCGGGGCGGCGCGGAGGCUGGGGCUGACGCCCGCCGAGCUGGGGCUGGACCCGCGGGCCGCGGGCCAG